AUGUUACGAGGUAUCAUCCAUUUUACUGCUGCUGGAAAUAUCUGUCGGACAGAUUGCGAAGUUCAGUUUGUACCGAAAGGAUGUUACAAAGAUAAUGGAGUAAGAGCUUAUUCAUUUUCAUUUUAAAAAAUAUCAAAAUAAAUGACUGAAUAAAGUUCAGUUGUAGCGUAGGAAUUUAUGAAAUGCCGGAGCCAGAUUUAAAAAUGUGAACUAAAUGUUACAUGACCUGUACUAAUUUAGUAAAAGUGAAGCGUGCGAAAUUAAGCACAUGAGCAUUCAAUAGGAAAAUUGUUGAUUUGAAAUAAUAAUGUUGUAUUGUCAUUUUUGUUUCAUUCGUACCUUCUUCCACUUUUAUCCCACAAAUCAUUAAAGUUGCAAAGUGAUACACUUGUUCUUCCUGACAUGAUUAAAACAAAUACCUUGAUCGCUUGCAAUCAGUGGAAGAAGCAUUUGGCGGAAUACUGCUAAACUAACUUUUCCAACAAAGUCCCUGGAUUCAAAAUUUCCAAGCCAAUUCAGAAGCCCUUCCCACUUUCCAUCCUGCUUCCUUCGCUUGAAUCCUGUUAUUCAACUGUUUGUUUGAAAAAUAAACAUUGAGUAAGUGGUCGGAAGGGGAAGGCGAGUAUGCCAAUACAGCCUGGGAAGAAAACACCCAGCGUUCAAAGCAUUUUACCAUUGGCUGUAAGUGUAGUUUCAAAACAAUCCAAUCCUCAACUGGUGAGGAUUGGAUCCUCAAGUGUUUAGAUUUCAGGAGGUCUCAGUCAAAUGAAUCAAUAAACGCAAAGUAAGAUUUCUUUGCAAAUCUAAUCAACAGAGAAAUCGAGCGCUGCCUAAUUACAUCUACAACGAGCGCGAUCCACGGGCCAAGAAAACUUAUGGUGGCAGAAGGAUUGAUUGGUACAACUGGAAUGAGUAUUAUCCCGGCUUUGCGUGUCGAUGUGCAGAAAAAGCUAAGGCUCAAGGAUACGACCUUUUUGGUGUUCAGUUUUACGGUGAGAUUUAAAUUGAACUUCUUCCAUUUAUGAUGUAAUACAGCAAACCUUUAAUUAUUUCUUUAGUUUAUCAUUUGUCAUUAUACAGCGCUCUGUGUUGAGGAAGAGGCCGGCUCUUUAAGUUUUUUUAUGCGCUGAAUCCUUACUUUUUGUCCUUAGGAGAAUGUUGGGCUGGACAUAGUGGAAAAAACAACUAUUUAAAGUAUGGCGAAGAUAUAAAAGGAUGUAUUGAGGACAGUUUCUUGACAUGCACUCCAUAUAGCCGUUACUGUGUGGGUAAACAGUGGCGCAAUAUGGUAUAUCAGAUUGGUAAGUUUAGGUUUACUUCCUGGCCAUAUUUUGGAAAGACAAGAGUCAGAAGGUUGUAACCCAUGAACCGAGACCGAGUCACACGGGAGACUCAAGCAAAGACGGUGGAGAAAAAAGGUUUAAAUUAAAAGGAACUACUGGAGUUUGGCAGAAAAAGUAGAAGAUUUAUGCCAUGUAGACUCUUCAUAUUUGCGCGUUUUCAUCACCUGUGCUAUGUUUGUUGAAUCAAAACGAAAAUCAAACCCCAAAGAGUGGCGGGUGACGGGUUCCUCUAGACCUCCCAGAUAAGCCCUUUAUUGAUAUCACCUCAUCUAUUUUUGUUUGUUUUUUCUGAUAUCACAGUGGAUGCUACAUGCCCUAAGAUCAACUUCGAAAGGGUUGGCUGCUUCGCAGAUAAACACCAACCAUUCGCAAGACCACUACCAGACUAUCUUUUCAACGACAGGGAUCCCAGCAUUGAUAACUUCAGCGGAAGGAGAAUCGAUUGGCGAGCCUGGGAUAUUUAUUUACCAGAAUUCGCUUGUAGAUGUGCCGAGGCGGCGAAGAAAGCAAAUCACACUUUCUUUGGAGUGCAGUUCUACGGUAAGUGUAAGAAACCUUGCAUUGGACUUUUAUUCACAGCGGUACUGGCUUUUUCUCGCUUGUUGGCGAACUUAAGCUGCAUAGGUUGCGGUCAAAACGUUAGCAAGAAGCGUCUAUGACAAACCCUCAACCUGAAAUCUUACCUCAGAGGCCAAAUCACAUGUCCCAGUGAUUUGUGCGUUCAUCAAGGAUUAUUCUUUUGACCUCAUGAAUUAAUCUCAGCUUCCAAACUUUUAACCGUAGUCUUGACUUAACAAUUCUCUAUGCUUGUGCUGUUUGUGUUAAAUUCGUUGUCUUUGUCUCAAAGGAGAGUGCUGGAGUGGCCUCAACAGCCAUAUGACCUACGACAUCGAUGGCCCACGACAAGGUGGCUGUAUCAACCCGUGUUACCAGCCCUGUGCCCAACACAACAAGUUCUGUGCCGGAAGAAACUUUGAAAACUUUGUGUAUAGAAUAGGUAAGAACUUAGAGAACAAAAAAACAAUGUAGUUUUGCUUCCCAUCAUCAUAAAGGAUGUAUACCAAUUUAUUAAGGGGGUAAGUUUCUAAAGAAACUGUGGUGCUGCGUUGGUGGGAGAGUAUACGGCAGGUAAUUUAGUGUUAACAACUGAGUUGAAAACGUAAAUUGGCUACCGUCACGGUAAAGGGUAAAAAAGCUGACGUUUCGAGCGUUAGCCCUUCGUCAGAGCGUUCGUAUACCAAUUUAUUACCUACUGUGGUCUGGAUCCCAAAGCGUAACAGAACCCUUCGAGAAUUAUCUUGAAAUGUGCCAUAAAUUUUAAUGCAAGCACCAUCAUUUUCUAAUACUUAGUAACCCCUCCGCACAUACGCGACAUAUCUAAAUGGUGGGAACGCGCGGUUCGCAAACAGCCAUUACUUUGUUUGGCGCAAAACUCAUCAUCUAAAUCAACAAACCCUUUUCGAACAGAUCACAAUAGCAUGAAAAAAAAAAGGACUAAGUUUAUGUCACGCUAAAAUAGUGGCGUAUGAAGCGAAUUCGCGACAGAUGAAGGAAAAUGUCCUGAGGUUAAGCGGGUCUAGGAAGGAUGUUCGAAGCUGAGUUUAAAGGGCUGAGAUAGAAUACUAUGGUUCCUUCUGCAUACUUCUCAUUUACAACUGAUGCAUGCGUGCUAAUUUAGGCGCCCAGAGGAUGUUUUCGAUGACCAAUUUUCCUUACUUGAUUGUGUACAAAAGAAGCGUUUCCGAAGUUUAUGUAGCAAUAAAUUUGCUUAUUAGUUUUCGAACUAGUUCGUUUUUUUGCGGCAAGGAAAACUGAAGGUUAUUUCACGUGCAUGAUUUACCACCUCAAAGUGUUUGACAGGGAUCAAAUAUCUGCGCAUGUACUGGUAUGCUCGAAGAAAGCAGGAAUUAAAAGGAGUUUUCGCCCAUAGUACUUUUAAGAAUUAUUUACCACCACUUACUCACGUUUGUCAUCAAUUCUCCCUUUUUAUUCGAGAAUGAUAAAAUGUAUUCAUUCUUGUCCGUUCGUUUAUCUCGCUGAUUAAAAUUUGCUUUGUUGGCUCUUUCGAUUAAGCAACUGUUAUCAUGGUUUCUUUUAUUAUUCAUAAAAAUUUCAAUUUACUUUCUUUAUCAUCUUCUAGUGGACGGCUCAUGUGAAGUAGAUAUCAGCCCCGUAGGUUGUUACAAAGAAGACUCUGCGAUUCCCGCCAUGGGAGAAAUCUUUCACAACGAAGCUGCACCAGAUAAGCCAAACUUUGUCGGAAAUAUGAUCCAGUCUGUUGAUAAUUAUGAAGCAUACUUCCCAGAUUUCCUAUGCAAAUGCGCCAGGAAGGCAAGAGAAAACGGCUGGGAGUAUUUUGGAGUCAGAGAACUGGGUAGGGAAAUAGGAAAAAUAUCUGAUGGUUUUCUUGUUGGAGAAGUAACGAUUUCGUGGCUCGUCAAUGCCGGCGCUCCAUGUUUGCUAUAUGAUAAACAUAUUUGCCUAAUUGUGAAACGUGAUGUUUAAUUUUGAAUCGUGAUGCUUAACCGUGAGCGUGAUUCUUAAUUGUUAAGUGUUAUAUUCAAUCAUGAAGUGUGCUGAGACCUAUCAAAGUGUUAGAGCUACUUCCGACACCAGCGUGAAAUUCGCGACGUGGGAUUGGAAACGAUAAGCCUAGCCUUUUCGAAAACGGUACUCGAUCUCUGAUUGGCUUUCAGUGAUCAUUACUUCGUUCUGAUUGGCCAUAGUAAUUAUUGGUUAAGUUUUAUAUACCUGGAUCAAAUUUCUCUAUUUUUCCCUGCAUUGAUUUUAUUUUUUUUGUAGGAAUAUGCGUACGAGGGAAUCCCCCAUCGAAUUACGCCCGACACGGACCGUCCCAGCAGUGUUUUGUGGGAAAUAGUUCCAUAGCUUGUCCAAACGGUUCCAAAUUGUGCAGUGGCUUAAAUUCAGAGGCUAACUACGUAUACAAAGUAACCCUUCCAGGUGGGUGCAAAGUGUCCCUGGAAUUUCCAUCAGUCUAUGAUGUUAUUCUGUUCCGAGUCUGC
This is a messenger RNA of Pocillopora meandrina, 4366 nucleotides long. Lineage: Eukaryota; Metazoa; Cnidaria; Anthozoa; Scleractinia; Pocilloporidae. The record is from the annotation of a GenBank genome assembly.